AUGCGUAUGUGCAGCGAGAACACACAACAGAAACUUUCAGUGACACAGGCUCAUUAAAUAAAUAUUUCCAGCUCAGCAGCAACAUGUUUCAGGUGAAUAUCUGGAUCUGUGCUGGCCUCCUGCUGUCUCUCCCUCACUUUACGUAUCAGUUGUGCACAGAUGGGACACCAAAACAGUGCACCGAUGCAGAAUUUGCUCCGGGAGCCAAUUUGGCCGGGGAGGGCUUUGAUAUCACCAAAAUGGAACGUAAAGGAGCCUUUGUGCUCGACAUGAAUCAGUGGAAACGUAAAGAUAAAACAUGCAUCCUGUGUACCAACCCUUUCCUGGAGAACAAAAAGCAAAAGCUACCCCUGACAGUGGUGGACUGGAGGGCAAAGCAGUCCUGCAGCGCCAAAGUUUCCACCAAACUUCACAAAUCCAGCGAGUCUCUUGUCGGUUCUAGCUUCUCUUCUGUUGAAAACAACUGGAAGGCGAAUCUAGAUCUACAAGCGGGGAGUAAAAGUGCGUCACUGAUGCUGGCUGGUACUAAUUCUCACCUCUCGAGUUACUCCAUGGAAAAAACCAAGAAUGACAAGUACAGCUUCGCAAGCCACAGCAUGUCCUGCGAGUACUACAGCUACAGAGUGUCCAGUGCUCCAAAGCUGCACAGAGAAUUUCGCAAAGCAGUGAAAAAACUUCCCAAAACCUACAGCGCAGAAACCAAACAACGGUUUUACAAACUCAUUGAUGACUUUGGGACCCACUACAUCACCAAGGUGAAACUGGGAGGAAGUAUCGAGUCUGUCACCAGCAUCAGACAGUGCCAGGCCAGCCUUCAAGGGCUCAGUGCCGAGGAGGUGCAGAUGUGCCUCGAAGUUGAGGCGUCUGCAAGUAUUAAAGCUAAAAAAAUGAGUACUGAAACAAAACACUGCAAAAAGGAUACACAGCAGACAGACAGUAAGUCUGCCUUCUCCAGCCUCUUUAAUGACAGGUUCACAGAAAUAAAAGGUGGUCAUACCACAGAGCCAGACCUUCUCUUCUCUGCUGACAAAAAUCCAGAAGCCUACAAGGAAUGGCUGAGCACAUUACCACAAAACCCAGACAUCGUCUCAUAUUCCCUGGAGUCUCUGCAUGAGUUACUACCCACCACAACCAAAGUCAGAAAAGACCUGCGCUCUGCCAUUAGCCAUUACAUCCUGGAGAAAGGCCUGUGGAGAAACUGCACUGAUCACUGUAAGGCUGGGAUUAGGACCGACUCGAGGGAUCCCUGCGUCUGCCAGUGCCACAAUGACCCUGCCGUGAACCAAGAUUGCUGCCCAACUCGUAAGGGAAUGGCGCGGGUCAUCAUAACAGUACAGCGGGCCUCUGGUCUGUGGGGGGACCACACCACCGGUACAGAUGGAUAUGUGAAGGUGAUUUUCAACAAAUUAGAAGUCCGGCGUUCUCCUGUCAUUUAUAACAACAACAACCCACACUGGGGCAUGGUCGUCGACCUGGGCUCAGAGGAUAUUUCAUCAGCUAAACUGAGAUUUGAAGUUUGGGAUGAGGACAACAAGUGGGAUGAUGACCUAUUAGGAGCAUGUGAGCCACUUCUGACUGCUGGAGUUAAAGCGGAUCUCUGUAAUCUGAACCACGGCCAACUGUUCUAUAAACUGGAUGUGCAGUGCGCUCCAAGUCUGAGCGGAAAGUCAUGCACGGACUAUAAACCUUCACCUAUGAAUUCAAGUCUGAAGAAGUUCUAUGUGUCCCGUCAUGCCCGUCCUAUUCCAGAGGCCAUCCUGUCAGAGAUGGGUGUGUUUGUGGACAAAUCAAGUUCAUGGAAAAACCAGAGUGUUGCUGCCGAGAGUCCCAAGUAUGAUGUAAUAUUAGUGUGAUGUGAAAUAAAAAGAAAAAAAAAGGCUUUGCUAAGACGACAAGUUAUCAACAAAGUUUUAUUUUAGUCUUGAUGUUAGUUGAAAUCCCUUGUAAUGACUCCGAAAGGUAGCAGCUGAAAGUAGAAGAAGUUAAAUUUACGUGUCAAAAAAGCCCAUGGGCCUAAUGCAGCAAUGUAGGCACUCUGCACAAGGUCCUACUACCUCUUGAGCUUUAUGAUGAGGCGCUUCCCUCUCAAAGAUUUGCGCAUCAGUGUGGCAUGCAGCAGUUUAUUCGGUGACAUAACUCCUGCACCAUGAGCCACAUGCAGUUCUGAUGGCUCAGAAUGAUGUCAUUAUUUCACUCUAGGUGGCUUUUAACCCACUUGCAUCUGGCUUUAACGCCUGGCUAGGCAAGCUAAGCCUGGGUAGCAUCUUGCACCAAGGCUAUGGGUGUGUACAUAUUCAUAAAUAGAGUUGUGGUAAGCACCAUGACUCACAGUGGUGCCGUCUCAUUCAAAGUCAACUGCUGUUACAUACUUAUAUAUGGCUCACAUAUCCCGGAUGAUCUGAUAUCGUCGUGUUGGUGUUGUUCCCAGAUCAUCAUGAAAAUGUUGUUCCAGGUUCAACGUUGCAAGUGACCAAUCACAUUGUUGUGACGUUAUUCUUUUGCGUGCCAAGCCAUUCGUGCAUUUAUGAAAUUCCAAUGUUACAAGGACAAUAUCAAUUCUGCUUACUGUUUAUUAAAGGGUUAGGGUUAGGGUUAGGAUUAGGGUCAGGGUCCGUUGAUCGGCGGACAGAGGCGGUUUCUCGCAGCUUAACUACAUUUUUUUGUUUUACGGCGGUUUUUCCCGAAAUCGCAAAAGUAUGUCGUCACAACAUUCUCAUUGGUCACUUGCAAUGUUGAUCCUGGAACAACAUUUAGUAUGAUGAUCUAGGAACAACACCAACACGACGAUAUCAGAUCGUGCCACAUAUCCCAUAAUGUAUAAAUAUGUAAAUAUUUUUUUUCAUACACACAUAUGGAAAAUUUGUAGCCUGAGUAUAGAUUAAAAAUGACAAUUUGUUAUUGUAUGCCACUAGUAACAAAUGUGUUAAAUACAUAGAAGAAACCUGUUAUCCUUCACUAAUAAUAUUACAAUAAGACCUUUGAUCAAAUAUUGUUGCAGGGGUGUGGAAAAUUAGUUUUCAAAAAACAAACAGCGAUGUUCCACAAAAUUCCAGGCCCUUAGUAUAAUAAUAUAAAUAAUUCUAUAAUAUAUUGAUCAUCAUCAAUAGGUUACAUAUCCCUGUAUUUUAAAGAAAUCCAGAACAAACUUUGUGCAAACAAUGUAAAUAGUUAUAGAUGUGUGAAAUAUUAUUCUCUUUGAUGAAUGAUUUCUGAUUGAUAGUGUUACGUGUCUGCAGGCUGCAUGUUUUCUUUCCCUCUCCCUUUGCUUGCCAUUUCCCCAGCUACACAGACUGCAGGCUGGUGUCAAUAUGGGGCUCUCCAGCUAAUUAGAGGAAGGAGGCUUUGAUUGGACAAACCUGGAGUCCUGAUAAGGAAACUCACCUGUGGCUGGAGUGUCUCUCUCUUCCUUGCUUGGACUUGUUUGGCACAUGUGUAAAGCUCCUCUGGUGUAUUUCUUUUGUUUGAAGGUUGUGGUGGGAGUAAAGAGGACUAGGGAAGUCUGGGGACCCCAUACACUUACUCACGUAGAAUCCUUUCUGUUAGAAACAUUAGGUAAGUAGGUUGGUGCCACCCAUGUCAUUUUUGAGCUUGUUUUGAGUUGAGGAUUAGGAUUUUUUUUUCCUCCUUGUUUUUCUUGGGUUAGGGGUGGUUUUAUCUUUUUUGGUGUUUUUUUUGGCACAACCUAACUGUCCCUUUCUCCCCCACAUUUUUUGGGUCAUUGUCUUUUGUGUGAAAGCUGCCAUUAAACUUGUCUCAGCAUAUAACACUUGUA
This is a messenger RNA of Oreochromis niloticus (Nile tilapia), 3772 nucleotides long. RefSeq names its product perforin-1. The coding region runs from base 84 to 1853 and encodes 589 amino acids. The transcript is spliced from 5 exons. Gene Ontology annotation, biological process: immunological synapse formation; defense response to virus; T cell mediated cytotoxicity. The record is from RefSeq and is a predicted model, not a curated record. Gene Ontology annotation, cellular component: membrane. Gene Ontology annotation, molecular function: calcium ion binding; pore-forming activity; wide pore channel activity. NCBI's taxonomy places the organism in Eukaryota, Metazoa, Chordata, Actinopteri, Cichliformes, Cichlidae.